Molecule: messenger RNA, 2160 nt
Organism: Beauveria bassiana ARSEF 2860
Lineage: Eukaryota; Fungi; Ascomycota; Sordariomycetes; Hypocreales; Cordycipitaceae
Product: putative transposase
Exons: 2
Coding region: 1-2160 (719 amino acids)
Molecular function (GO): protein dimerization activity
Source: RefSeq, a predicted model, not a curated record
AUGGCCGAGUCCACCAGCGCUGGAAGUAGUUCAGGCUGCUUGGACGAUCCUGACCCACAGACGGACCCUCCUUUUUCAGCGACACCGACCGAUGCGAUUCUGAGCGCACUCCGACAAAAGACCUCACCUAUCUGGUUGCAUUGCCGGCUAGCGGAGGGCAAGACAAAGCCCGGGGCAUGGGUGGAUUCUGAUGGCUCGCGAUGGUGGCAUUGCCAGCCUUGCUUUGAGAAGAAGAAAGCCAAGCGCUACAAAUACUCCGGCGGCUCAUCCACUAUCAUCAACCAUCUGCGCAGGGAGCACAACAUCAUGAUCUGCGGCAAACAUGAGGCCAGUAAGGAGGUAACAAAAAAGAGACUUGGAAAUAUUGCUUCGUUUCUGACGGGAGAAGCCUUCCAUCCUGCCAAGAAACGCAAACUGACGACGGAAGGGGACGCGCUGGACCCGGACACCCUGCGCGAGUUGUUUUGUCGCUACGCGGUCGCCUGCAGCUUGCCCUUCGCUCACAUUGAGCAGCAGUCAUUUCGUGAAUUGAUACGCUACAUCCAACCAGCCGCCGACGAUCUUCUGCCAAGGUCCGGCGACAUCGUGAAAAAUGACUUGAAGCAGGGCUAUGAUUGCAAGCAAGAGUUCGUUAAGCGAGCGCUGCAGAAUUCGCUCUCGUCGAUCCACAUUGUGCCGGACAAUUGGACAUCGCCAAACCUGCUAGGCGUCCUAGGCUUCACGGUUCAGUUUGUGACGGAAGACCAUGGCCUUCAGUCACUUGUCGUGGGGAUUAAAGAACUUGGCGGGCAGCACAGCGGCGAGAACAUGGCCGAGGCUAUCAUGGAGUUUAUACGAGAGUAUGGAAUUGCUUCCAAGGUCGGAUACUUCAUGAUGGACAACGCCAGCAACAUGAACACCAUGAUCGACCAAAUUUCCGACGACUUGGAGCGAGAGUUUGGUGUCUUCUACGACCCGCUGCCUCAUAGGCUUCGCUGCUUGGGACAUGUGAUCAAUUUGGCGGUGAUGGAAUUUCUUGUAGGCAAGAGACCGUCAACGACGGGUACAUACCUCGGGCCGUCUGCCGAACAAGUCGAGCAGUGGAGGAAGCGUGGAGCGAUAGGCAAACUUCACAACAUUGUGACGUAUAUCACUUGGACGCCACAGCGGCUUCGUACGUUCACGGCGCUUACUGAUGGCCUCAGGCUGCGCCGCGACAAUGAUACUCGCUGGAACUCUUGGUAUAAGAUGGUAGAAUGCGCCCUCCGACCCAGAGUACACCAGGCGAUAACGAUAUUCUGCGCGCAGGAGUCAGCUCUGCAAGACGAUGCGUUAAAAGCCUCCGACUGGGUAGUUUUGGCCGAGGCAUAUAAGUUUCUUGAGCCCUUUUACGAUGCUACAAUGGCCAACGAAGGAGCAACAGCGUCGUCCAUCGCUGACGUCUUGCCAACAAUGGAUUAUCUACUCCACCAUAUUGAAGCUGCUAGGGCAGCGACUGCCGAUCCUCACUUGGCCGCAAUGAUGGAGACGGCAUGGGCUAAACUAGCUGAUUACUACGAGCUCACGGAGGACUCUGCAGUGUACUCGGCUGCGACAGUGCUGAAUCUUUCGCUCAAAUGGGCAUACAUGGAAAGGACAUGGAAGGAGAAAGAGGAUUGGAUCGAAAGAGCUAAACAUCGGGUGGCAGAGCUGUGGAGAGAGACUUACAAGUCAACGACAUCGUGUCCUGCCAUUCAACAAAGUCAAGCUCAAGACCCGAUGCUGACACGACCAAACGGAUACAAGAUGUGGAUGAGAGAGCAAAAGGCAACGGUUUUCAACAUGGAUGACGAUGAGUACGAGAUGUACUGCCGGGAACCUGUCUUGAUGACAUCAGACCCAUUGCACUGGUGGCUGGAGUCCGCGCAAAGACGUAGAUUCCCCAAUCUUUCUUUGAUGGCCAUUGACAUUUUGUCGAACGCGCCCAUGUCUGCUGAAACGGAACGACUUUUUUCCAAAUCUAAAACGACAAUUACAGAUCAAAGAGGCUCUCUCAGCGUUGAAACUGUGAAUCUUUUGGAGUGCUUGCGGUCCUGGGACCAAAGUGCGCUCGUAGUCCCUUUUGAGUGCUGCUAUGCUAGUCCGACGGCGGCGAGCGACACCGUCGGGGAAGCUGGGCCGGGGAGUGAUGAUGAUAUGUAG